This is a messenger RNA of Entamoeba invadens IP1, 702 nucleotides long. Its product is annotated as phosphatidylcholine transfer protein, putative. NCBI's taxonomy places the organism in Eukaryota, Evosea, Mastigamoebida, Endamoebidae. The record is from RefSeq and is a predicted model, not a curated record. Gene Ontology annotation, molecular function: lipid binding. The coding region runs from base 1 to 702 and encodes 233 amino acids. The transcript has a single exon.
AUGAGCGACUCACAAAAGGAAUCCCCUAUAACAAAAGAGGAGUUUGAGACAUUCAGGAAAAUCUGUGUGGAAAGCAAUAACUGGAAAGAGUACACCCGAGAAAACAACACUGUGUGUUAUCAAGGUGUUGAGGUUAAAAGUGGGUAUUUCUGUAUGAAGGCCGUGACAGACUUGUUUGUGAAUUACCCUACAACACAAAUAUUUGACUUUUUGAAUGACGAGGAAUUCAGAGACCAGUGGGACUCCCUCCUGCUUAAAAGAGAAAAACUAAGGCAAAUUGAUGACUCAAACCAAAUCAUUCACUACUUCACAACACUCCCAAUGGUGGCUAAUAGAGACUACGUCUACUACAAAAGCUUGUGGAUGUCCGACGAUAAAGACGAAUUUAUCAUCAUGAACAAAUCAAUAGAGUUGCCCGACUGCCCAGCCACCUCGGACUAUGUCAGAGCACAAUGUGAGAUGAGCGGUUAUAUGGUCAAAAAAAAUGAUAAGGGUGAGGGCAUCUUUUACUAUUACACUUACAAUGCAUUUGGAGGGUGGGUUCCUUCUUGGGUAAUGAACUCACUCAUAUCGUCACAAGGACUUUCGCUCAUGAAGAAGUUGGUUGCUGCGUGCGAGAAGUACCCAGAGUGGAAGAAAACUCACAACCCAGAAAGUAAACCAUGGAACACACUGAAAGACAAGAUUAAACUGUCUCAAUAA